AUGGGUGAAAAAUAUAAGGAGCGGCUGUUGCAGUUAGAAAAAGUCUUAUUGUUAGAAAACGCUGAGAUAGAUUUGGGUGACUUGAGACUCUGCUGCAGUUUUGGUGUUCCUGACUCACUGCGACCUUUGUGUUGGCGUCUACUCCUUGGUUAUCUACCUAUGGAGCGACAGCAGUGGCCUGUGUACCUUCGAAAGCACCGCGAAAUUUAUAACAGUCUUGUUGAAGAUGUAAUUGUUCAUCCUGGCCAGUUACCUAUAGCACCAGAUCACGAGACUGCCGAAGAUCAUCCAUUAAAUCUCAAUCCAGGGAGUCAGUGGAAUAAUUAUUUCAAAGACAAUGAAGUGUUGGCUCAAAUAGACAAAGAUGUUCGACGGCUUUGCCCAGAAAUCGAUUUUUUCCAACGAAUUACUUCUUAUCCGCAUAGAUCAGCAGCAAAAAUCAAUUUGUCAAAUCGUAUUCAGCAAGAGAACCUUUAUUCAGAAGUUCCACCAAGUAGUCAUUUCAGUGCAGGGAGUUUUAUUGCUUCACCAACUAAAACAGCCAGCAAAGAAUAUUCUAAUGUCGUUGACGAAAAUGUUGAAUACCAUUGGCAGGUGGUUGAAAGAGUAUUAUUCAUGUAUAGUAAACUUAAUCCAGGAGUUAAAUAUGUGCAGGGGAUGAAUGAAAUUAUGGGCCCGUUGUAUUAUGUAUUUGCAAAUGAUGCUGAUGGCGAAUGGGCAGAGGCGGCUGAAGCGGAUACAUAUUAUUGUUUUCAGUUGCUGAUGAGCGAAAUCAAGGACAAUUUCAUUAAAACUUUGGACAAUUCCAACUGUGGCAUUGAGUCACUUCUGGCAGAAUUUAAUGAAAGAUUGAGGAAUUGCGAUCUUGAUUUGUAUAAUCAUUUGGUCGAUGUGGGCAUCAAGCCGCAAUUCUAUGCAUUCCGCUGGCUUUCUUUACUUUUAUCACAGGAAUUCUCCCUACCAGAUGUUAUUAAUAUAUGGGAUUCGUUGUUUUCCUCACCUGACCGUUUGCGAUUUCUCCACUGGAUAUGCUUAGCGAUGAUGGAAAAAGUCCGUGUCCAAUUGCUUGAAGGAGAUUUUACAGCAUGUCUAGAAAUGCUACAGAAUUAUCAUGAAACCGACGUCGGGGAAUUGAUUGUGGUUGCACACAAGAUGAACGAAGGGUGCUAUUGUUUCAAAAACUCGUGUAGAGACAACACGGAGAGUAAUUUUUCGAAAUUGGAAGUAAAUCCGACUAUCAAACUUACCAAUACCUUCACUAAUGUUCUAAGGAUAUUGUCAAAGAAAUAUUAA
Cercopithifilaria johnstoni is the source of this 1293-nucleotide messenger RNA. The record is from the annotation of a GenBank genome assembly. Lineage: Eukaryota; Metazoa; Nematoda; Chromadorea; Rhabditida; Onchocercidae.